UGUCUCACAAAUGAAUCCCUCCCAUCCAGAGAGACGGGCGUGUUGUAGCCUAACACCUGUUAAUAGCAGCCGUUUGGCCGCAGCCUCGUGGAGCAGGUGUGUGAUACAACUGUCGUCAUACAACGCACGUUCCUCUUUCACCUGACACCACCUGCUCCUUAAUGUGUAAACGGCACCCGGACGGAUCCGGGGGCUGCCAUCUUAGGCCCAUUUCCUCCAGCUGCAAUAAAUAAUCAAUUUAGUCAACUGAAUAAUUUCAUCUCUGAUACUAGGACCGGAUUUAUAGCAGCCAAGAGGCCCCACUUUGAAAACCUCAGAUACAGUUUAAACCUGUGCAGCAUCUAUUUCUCUCUCCAAAAGAAAAAGUGUGAGCAGCUCCGCUCCUGAUGAGCAAAGGGUUAAAAGAGGCGCAGCUAGACGCCGGUGGAGCUGAAGUCAUCCGGCAGAGCGCACAGCGAGGGAGAGAGAUACAGAGAACACCUCCAAAAACACCGAGCAGGGACGGAUCAAGCUGCGGAUCUGCGCUCUGCAGUUUUCUUUAAUCAUCCCUCUUUCUUUUUCUCCACAGUUUGAGCGCGCACACCUUCAGGGGCAGAGGGAGGAGGUGGAAUGAGAAACAAAUAAUUAAAAAAAAAAAACCGCGCAGCUCAGCGCCCCAACUAUGGCUCCAGCGACGCUCGUCGGGAAGCUCGCCCAGUCCGCUUCACAGGAGUGGACUGUAGUGCAGGAUGAGAGGUCUGCUGCGCUCCAGCGAGUGUGAGACCGGAGAGAAACAUCACCUGACCGGGCGGCCCUCCCCUCGGGGGACAGAAACAGACACCCUCACACCUCUCAACCUGGAAACUGGAGGCUGGAAACGGCUCAAACCCGCCGUGCGUACAGUGCGCCUCCUUUCCAGAACUCUCGUCCUCUCACUUUCUCCUGGAGCUCCACCAGCUGCCUCAGUCUCUCUGACCAACUUGGGAAAACUUUGGCCUUCGGAUUACUGCCACUGAACCCGUCAGUGCUCGGUCUCCAUGCAGAGAGCGCAGUGAGCGUCGUGCGGUGUGAUAAUAUUAAAAGUCCUGCAAAGUCUCUAAAAGUCCAGGGGCCACCGCAGCGAAGAUGCCGGUCCGGAGGGGCCAUGUGGCUCCGCAGAACACCUUCCUGGACACAAUCAUCAGGAAAUUCGACAGUCAGAGUCGUAAGUUUGUCAUCGCCAAUGCAAGAGUGGAGAACUGUGCCAUCAUCUUCUGCAACGAUGGCUUCUGCCACAUGUGUGGCUACUCGCGCGCUGAGAUCAUGCAGCAGCCAUGCACGUGUAACUUCCUGUACGGACCUGACACUAAGCGACUGGCUAUUGCCCAGAUGGCGCAGGCCCUGCUGGGAUCGGAGGAGAGGAAAGUGGAGAUCAACCUUUACCGCAAAGAUGGUCAGUGCUUCCUGUGUAUGGUGGACGUGGUGCCAGUGAAGAACGAGGAUGGUGUGGUGAUCAUGUUCAUCCUCAACUUUGAGGUCAUGUCAGAGGACACACUUCAAGACCACAAACAGGAGCUCAACCACCGCCUGCCCACCUGGCUUGUCACUGGUCGUCCACGAGGCUUCAAGCUGCGUCUCCCCCUGCUGCGCUCCCUGUCCAACAGUAAAGUGUCUCUGGACGACACAGAGGCCUGUCACAUCCCCACUGCCACGCCCCUGCCGCUGCACCCGGACCACCACAGUCGCGAGUCCUUAGGCUUGGGGGAGUUCCUGCCCCUCCCCCCCUUACCACCAAACCACCAAGAGCAAAUCAGUGGAAGCAGGUCAGCUCUACAGAGUUGGCCAGAAGACCGCCGGGAGGACCAGCACACCUUACUGGGCUCUGGGCCUCCUGUACCCCCUCCUCCGCCUCCUUCGCACGGAGCCCGCCUGGUGGGUCCCUUCACCCAGUCAUCGCCCUGCGUAGCGCCCCACCACCGCCUCAGCCUCAACCCGGACGCCUCGGGCUCUAACUGCUCCUUGUCGCACAGCCGCUCACGAGAGAGCUUCCACAGCAUGCGUCGUGCGUCCUCUGUAGACGAGAUUGAGGCCAUGAGGCCCGACUGGGACAGAAAGAACCGCAGAGCGAGUAUUCGGCUGGGCAGCAGCAGCACUGGUGCAGUAAACAGUAAAUCCAACAUACUGAACUCCACAUCAGACUCGGACCUCAUGCGGUACCGAACCAUCUCCAAAAUCCCUCAGAUCACCCUCAACUUUGUGGAUUUCAAACCCGACCCGCUAAUUGCCCUGCCCACCGGGGAGAUGGACAUCAUAGCUCCUUGCAAACUCAUCGACCGGACGCACAAUGUCACAGAGAAAGUCACGCAGGUUCUGUCUCUGGGUGCAGAUGUGUUGCCAGAGUACAAGCUCCAAGCUCCACGCAUCCACAAGUGGACUGUGUUGCACUACAGCCCCUUCAAGGCAGUGUGGGACUGGCUCAUCCUGCUGCUGGUCAUCUACACUGCCAUCCUGACGCCCUACUCAGCCGCGUUCCUCCUCAAUGACCAGCAAGAAGCAGCCAUGCAGAGUUGUGGUUACUCCUGCUCUCCUCUCAACGUGGUGGACCUCAUAGUGGAUAUCAUGUUCAUUAUCGACAUCCUCAUCAACUUCAGGACAACAUAUGUGAACACUAAUGAUGAAGUGGUGAGCCACCCGGUGCGCAUCGCCGUCCACUACUUCAAAGGCUGGUUCCUCAUCGACAUGGUGGCUGCUAUUCCCUUUGACCUGCUCAUCUAUCGCAACGGAGAGGAGACCACCACUCUGAUUGGUCUGCUGAAAACGGCUCGUCUUCUGCGAUUGGUCCGUGUAGCCAGAAAGCUGGAUCGCUACUCGGAGUAUGGCGCAGCUGUCCUUUUCCUCCUCAUGUGCACCUUCGCCCUCAUCGCUCACUGGCUGGCCUGCAUCUGGUAUGCCAUUGGUAGUGUAGAGAGAAAUGGUUCAAUUGGCUGGCUCCACACGCUGGGGGACCAGUUGGGAAAACACUACAAUGACUCCAUCCCAGGUUCAGGACCCUCCAUCAAAGACAAGUACGUCACAGCUCUGUACUUCACCUUCAGCAGUCUGACCAGUGUGGGCUUUGGAAACGUAUCCCCAAACACCAACUCUGAGAAGAUCUUCUCCAUCUGUGUCAUGCUCAUAGGAUCCCUAAUGUACGCCAGUAUCUUUGGAAACGUGUCGGCCAUCAUCCAGCGGCUGUACUCGGGGACGGCCCGCUACCACACCCAGAUGCUGCGAGUCAGGGAGUUCAUCCGUUUCCACCAGAUCCCCAACCCGCUCCGGCAGAGGCUGGAGGAGUACUUCCAGCACGCCUGGUCCUACACCAACGGCAUCGACAUGAAUGCUGAUGACUCGAAGACUUUGUCUCAGCAUGCAUGGUCCGACAACAUCAGACAGAAUAGGAGUGAUGUGCUGAAAGGUUUCCCUGAGUGUCUCCAGGCAGAUAUCUGCCUCCAUCUGAACCGGACAUUGCUGCAGAACUGUAAGGCUUUUAAAGGCUCCACCAAGGGCUGCCUCAGGGCGUUGGCCAUGAAGUUUAAGACCACCCACGCACCCCCAGGUGACACGCUGGUCCACGCCGGGGACGUCCUCACUGCCCUCUACUUUAUAUCCAGGGGAUCCAUAGAGAUCCUGAGAGGAGACGUGGUGGUCGCCAUCUUGGGGAAGAACGACAUCUUCGGCGAGCCUAUCAACCUGUAUUCCCGACCGGGUAAAUCCAACGCCGAUGUGAGGGCUCUGACCUACUGCGACCUCCAUAAAAUCUUCAGAGAAGACGUUCUGGAGGUGCUGGACAUGUAUCCUGAGUUCGCAGACCACUUCUGGAACAACCUGGAAAUCACCUUCAACCUCCGAGAUACCAACAUGAUCCCAGGCUCUCCCAGCAGUGACGACACCAACUGUGGCGGAUUCAACAAAUUACGGAGACGCAAGUUAUCAUUCCGACGACGCACAGAAAAGGAUGAUGCAGAUGCCGGAGAAAUUAAAAAGUCCCAUAAGUCUGUGAGACGAAGACAGAGGGAGGCAGCUAACAACCAGAAACAGGAGGAGGCGUCCAAGAGGCAGUGGGAGGCCCAUCGGAGCUCAGUGUCUUCUCACUCCAGUGGUGAUGAGGGGGAGGAGUCAGUUGUGACAGGCCUCGCCCCACCUCCUGCAAUGCUGGGUAACCCACAGGCUCAGGCCACGCCCAUGAACUUUAAUGAGAACACUGAGGGUGACGGAGACCCAAAGACUGGGAACACCUGCAACGCCCUGUCAGGUGCGUUCUCAGGUGUGUCUAACAUCUUUAGUUUCUGGGGGGAGAGUCGGGGGGGUGGUCAGUACCAGGAGGUUCCCAGCUGCAGCCUGGCCUCCCCGCCGCCCCUCAACACGCCGAUACACAACCUGAGCCGGCAGCAACGCAACCAGCUGGACACACGCCUGGACCUGCUGCAGAAACAGCUCAACAGGUUGGAGAGUCGCAUGUCAACGGACAUCGGAGCGAUCAUGCAACUGCUGCAGAGACAGAUGGCUCUGGUUCCUCCGGCCUACAGCGCCGUCUCCACACCACCUCAGGCCUCGCCUUACCCUGGUCCCAGUCCAGGACCAGGUCCAGGAGAGAGGCUGGUUCAGCCUGUUACACCUGUGGAGACAGACACCCUGGCUUCUUUAUCACAGAUCUUGAUGGAUGGCCAGGACUUUCAGGAGUUCCCAGCCAAGCCUCUUGACUCUCUGCAGGCCCAGGACUCUUCUUUGAUCAACACCAGCCAGGCUCAGCUCGCCCCCUCUAGACUGGACAGCCUGGGGCAGCAUCUGGAGCUGGAGCUGGGACUGGGGACCGGGGCUGGGGUUCUUUCAGGGCCAGUAGUUGGGACAGGUUUAGGGUUGGAGUUAGGGAGUGGGGCAGCACCGGGCUCAAGCCUAGGAGCAGGGUUAGACUUUGGUUCAGAGGUCAGUAAGGUGGCUGGGGUUGCGCCAACAGCUGGAACAGGAGUGUCUCCCCUGGAUCCUGAAACUCAAAGGAGGCUGUCCCUCCAAGAACCACAGACACCUCUGGACUCACGGACACCACAAAGACACAGCUCCGACCCAGGGGGGAGCUAAGGAAGAGGUGAAGGGGGAGGAGAGUGAGAUAGGGGGAGGGAUACAGAGCGAGAAUGAAUGAGUGUGAUAUUUUAUCCUGCAGUUUCUCCUGGUUCAUCCGGUCCACGAGACACUUUGGAGAUCAGGAGGCACCUGCUGUACCUCCACCAAAACCCUUUAGGGCACCCAGCUACUGUAUCUUCACCAUCCACCUCUCUAGUAAGGACACACAGCUCAGAGCGAGUGAAGCCAAGGGGGCGGUCACGGAAAGAGUUGAGGCCUUUCUCCCCCCUCAUCAAACAGCUGGAGCUUUCUGAACUCCACAACAACACAACCUUUAACCAAAACCACAGACAGAGCAGAGAGAAGCUCUGCCUCUUAACGAACACUGUCCGGGUCGACCCAGAUCCGUCUGGUCUGGACCUCUCGGUCGUCCACUGAGGGUGACUCGACUUUACACGCUUAACGACUGCUGACCUGUAGAAGAAUCCCUUUACUGCUGUAUCCAGUGUUGGAUGACUGACAAGAACAAGCAAAGACAACAUCGGACAGAAUAAUGACGAAAAAGUAGCCAUUACGUCUUGCACUGAAAAUCCUACUGAUAUAAUGAUUAUUCUAUUCUAUAUGUCCGUGGCGCUUCCGAUAAACUCACAAACUGGUUGGUAAAUUGUAGUGUUAGCUGGCCUAACAGGAAACCUGCUGUCAUUGGUUCCUCCCCCCUGAUGUCCUGCCCCGAGAGGUGGAGCUACCCCCCCCCCCCCCCCCCCCCUUCCCAAGAGCACACUGGAUUGGCUGGUUUGCACCUCAGGGGUGGGAACUGGAGGGUUAAAAGCCAUGAAUUUCCUCGAUCAACAUAUCAGCUGCCCUAUCAUAAACGUACAGAUUUGCUAGUGAGUGAAGAACAUAUGGCAUGCUCAGGCCGUGUCACAAACAGGUAAACUGGCAAACUUACAGGUUUACCAUGAGAACAGUGCACCAAACAGCUGACUAAAUAUUUAACCAAGCAGGAAAUCCCAGCUUCCUAAUUUCAUGAGCUAUGAGUUGUGACUUUUUAGAGAAGCAGAGAAGUUGUGUGUUCUUAUCUGAGGUGAUGAAGUCGGCAGCGACAUGAUACUGGCUGCUUUGAUUUCUAAAACGGAGUCGAAGCACAUGCAUGAAGGAAAAAUAGUUUUUCAUAGUUGAAUUUGCUACCUCAGAUUUCAUUGGUCCUUACGUUUUCUCACCUGAGCAAGCACCCGGAAUGCUUUUACCUUGUACACAAUUUGUCAUGUUAUACGUAAAUAUACAAGUUUGCCAGUUUACGAUGACCAGCCGAAUGCGCCAUUAUUCUAUGUACAGUACAAUAUGCAAACACUGGCAAGAAGAGAUGAGUGAGUGCGCUUUAAUUAUUAUUAUGCGUGUGAUACGUUCAGGUCCAGAAGCUUUUUAUGUGUGUUUGUCCUCGUAUUGUCUUUGAGUCUGCAGAGCAUGGCACAGUACAUUCGCUUCACUCACUGUAGAAGGUCACCGUAUUUCUAAUGUUUUGGUUUGAUUUAUUUUUGCCCAUGAACUGAUUUGAACGGCUUGUUUAAACAGGCAAAUGACAGAUUCAGUGUUUGUGUUCUGAACCUAGACAGAACAAAAAAAAACCCUUUACAAUGUAGGUUUAAAAAUACACAAGGUCAACACUACAGCACCACAUCUGGGAAUACUUCACUUUAAUCAUUUCAUUUUAAUUGUAUAGUCAUUUCCCACAGAUGCAUGUCUGAUGUCUGUCAUGAACUGUCACUAACACAGAUCCUGAGGUGUGAAGAUUCUCACACACAGAGGGUGAUUACGUCUAAAAUUGUUUAAUAAGAAUUUUGUUGUGAAUUUCCAAAAAGUUGUCGAUGCUCAGGUUUUAUUUUGCAUAGUGCAGAAAUUGUUUUGGGUCUGACUGCUACUGGUUAUUAACUUAGUAGUGAAUGAUAUGAUUUGCUUUGUUUAUAAAUGCUCCUUUGACUUCAGCCCUAAUGGAACUGGUCAGUGAGAGGAUGGAGAUGAGGUUGGUUCCUUUUGAAUUAAAUAGUAUGAGGAGAAUAGGAUUCUUUGUAAAAUAAGAAUUACUUCAUAUGAAAAAAAAGGUCCUGGAAUUAAUUUUUGAUUUAAUAUUUCAAUAUUAAAAAGGUGCAUGACCAUCCCAUGCAUUUAGAGAGAGCAUUCCCCCUUGGAUUCAUAGCAAGGUGAUGCACACAUUUCAAAAGGUGGUGGUGCUCCAAGGUGCUGCCACUGUUAAGAAGGUGAAGUUGCACAGUGUAGAGUUCCCCUAGAUACCUCAGGACAGGUGGAAAUGUACAGAGUAAUAACAGGAGCAGGUGCAAUGAUGCCCCCCAGACAGUGGAGGGUGUUUUUCUGCAUAAAUGGCAAACUUCCACAGAUUCUUUUUUUAGUUUUGAGUUCUCAAGAUGAAGGAAAAUAUUUAAAAAAAACCUAUGCCAUCUUCAAAUUGUCUUCCCUGAAACAAAAUUGUACAAAUUGACCCUUUCCUGUACCACGCACCGAAGAGUCAUGACAGAGGAGGGAACGCCUGUUGAAGUACAAUAGUCCCUUAAACAGUUAAGACUUGUAGCAGCUUAACCACAUCUGUUAAUGUUUUAGCACUUUAUUUUAUUUUUAGUGCAGAUGUUUAAUAAAGACUCAGGAACGUGUUAUUGAUGCCAUGGGGUUCAUUUUCCUUCGUCUCAGAACUCAAAACCAACCAAUCAGAAAGAGAAGGAGCAACAUCCUGAACCUUUAUUUUGGUGGAAUUCCCCUUUAAUGCAGAAUUGUGAAGAUUGUAUUUUGCUGCUUGUUGGUCUAAGCUAUUUAAUUUAUUUAUUUGGUUGUUGGAUUAUUUAGUUUGUCUGUGAAUUGUACCUACUAUGAUUUCUCACUCUGUGUUAAUGAACAGCUCGUUUGGUGGAGUAAGGUUUGCUGUGUAAUCAUGUUCCCACGUUCCUUUGUUCAUAAUCCUGACAUUUACACUUAAUAUUUAUUCAAUAUUUAUGGGUAUAAGUGCUCGAUGGGCAGUACACAUUAUUACUGUAAUCAUUAUUAAUAACUCUGAUCAAACUUAUCAAUUCCCGAAUGCAGACAUUGGAGAAUGAACCCCAUCGUCAUCGUCAGUGUCUUUGCCUGUGCAGUAAUUGGACUUUGUGGUUGUAUGCACACAGCUCAUGUCACGCUUUGUAAAGGGGCACUUUAGUAUUGAACCAAAGCAAAUGAACGCUGUAACAAAUGAUCAUUGGAACCAUUUUAAAUUCAUGUAUUUAAGUAAAAAAAAAAAAAAAAAAAAUUAAUGUUAUCUGAAAUCUAUGAUCUGACUUAAACUGAAGUUGUAAACGCAGCUGGAUUCUAUGUGAUAUUUUGACAGUCACUUAGUGGUCAUAGAUUGAAAGACCUGACAGUUAUUGUUAAGGUGAGGGUGAAUCAGAUGAACGGUGAUUCAGCAUGUUUACUGUGCUGUUGUUUGAAUGUGGUUACGAGUCCCUAGAAUCCCUGGUUUCAUCGUUCUGCAGUUAAAAUGUGAGCGAAUUCAUCGUGGACGUCCAAAGCUGAUAAGCUGGCACUGACCAAAUCUACUUAGUUCCUGUCACGACUAAACCCUGCCUGCUUGUUGUUGUGUUUUAUUUUGGUUUACUUCACUUACACACAUCACUAUCAGUUAAUUUUCACCAGCAGUCCCUGCCGUCGUCACCAGGAACAAGGUCCCGUAAUAAAAACACUCUCGACUACAAAUAUCCAGUAAACACACAGUGACGCUGGUGUUACAUGAAACAGUUGCAGUGCUGAGGUACUGAUUAUCUCUUCGCCAUCUCACGUACUGUAGCCAGUGUUUCUUUUUGUUGGUGUUCAAUAACAGUCACCUAGUGGCCUGAACUGUAUCUUUACAUUCAGAACUAUGACCUCAAAACUAGAAUGUGGUUGUCGCCGACUCUUCUUCUUUGACCUUGUAUGUGACAGUACACCGUAGUGGAAUAUUCAAUGCUAGAGAAUACAUUUAUGUAAUGCAUAGUGCAUAUUAUAACAGUAGAGGGUGCACUUUGAAAAAAAUAAAAAUAAUUUAAAAAAUCCAUGGGAGGGGCAGGGGGAGUGGGAGGGGGAGGGGGGGUGUUUAAGGAGGCUAGAUUACUUUUCCCCUUUGAAUUUUGACACACACAUACAGACAUAAAAACUCUGCUUACACUCACACCUGCACACACACACACACACACACACACACACACCUCCCUUAAUGGCUCUUCCAUACUGAGCUUUUUUCAGCUCUAUUCAACUUUCUAUGAGUCCCGACUGACUCGGGUUCUGUAUUUGUAGAUAUUUUGAGCACUUGGGGAGGGGGGGGGGUGUUUGGUACCGUUUACACAACACUGGAUCUGCUGUCACUCCUUGCCUGUACAUACCAACUUCUACUACUUGUAAAGGAAUCAAACUCUUUGGCACUCGUAUAGCCAGCACUAUGCAGAAACUGAAACAUUUCUUUGGCAUGCUUUGAAAUGCAGAAUACUAUAGAGGAAAAUAUAAUAAAUACAAAAUUAAAGUCUGCUCUAAUUUCUUAUUAAAAUAAUCACCUUAUUGAAAAAAAAAGAUGUUGAUAAAGCUGAAAAUGGAUAUGAUGAUGAUGGUGAGGAUGAUUAUAAGUGAUGAGGAUGAUGAAGCUAAAGACUUUUAAUAUAGUGCACAUUUUUACUUGCAUGCUGCACUGAAAAUCAUCCAGCAAUGAGAAGUUUUUGACGUGCAAAGCAGCUGAUUUUCGCUGUAUGCUUGCAAACUGUGUGUAGAGUGAAACACUGAAUUCUUCCGGGUUACGGGAGAGUCAAAUUUAUAUAUAUAAAUAUAUAUAUAUAUAUAUAUAAUACUACUUCCAGGUCAUGGAAGAGAUGGGUACUGAAUAGCUGCAAAUAUAGAGAUCCUAGAUGAUACAAUAUUAUAUUGUAUAUUUGUAUCUUUGGUUGCGAACCACUGUAAUAGGAAGAUGCAUGUGUGGCAGUCCUGAGCAGAACUAUGAACUGUUGCCCAGAUAUCAAAGAGCACUUGAUUUACCUUAUUUGGGUUCCUCAGAAGUUAAAUCAAGCGCCUCUAAAAUAUUAUACAUUCUGCUUUUGCCCAGCUACACUCUGAAGAAUGACUAUUCUCAGCACGUGAGUGCAGUUUGGGACCAAAUCCCACGGUCUUUUCACUGCAGGGGGUGUUAAAGGUUUAACACAUUGUGCUGAAAAGCACUGAGUUCUGUGAUGUCCCCAGAAACCUCUCACAAAUGUCUUGAAAAUAGUCAAUCUUUUUAUAAGUGUAUUCUCUAUGGCAGAACCUGGAAUAGUGAGUUAUACCCCAUUGAUUUAUAACACUGGGCUGUCUGAUGGAGCAGCUCUAGAAGCUCAUUAUACAUUAUUCAUAUCAAAUGUUGAAGAAAGGUAGACGGGGAAAUGGUGAAGCUCUAGGUUCUGAUUGUGUGAUAGCAUUAUCAAUGGUUGAACUUUAUAAAAUUUCAAAAUAUUUCUUUCAAUAAACGUCUUUGAAAGCAAACUGA
Molecule: messenger RNA, 10573 nt
Organism: Seriola aureovittata
Lineage: Eukaryota; Metazoa; Chordata; Actinopteri; Carangiformes; Carangidae
Gene: kcnh2b
Product: potassium voltage-gated channel, subfamily H (eag-related), member 2b
Exons: 23
Coding region: 1105-5073 (1322 amino acids)
Biological process (GO): potassium ion transmembrane transport; membrane repolarization during action potential; regulation of ventricular cardiac muscle cell membrane repolarization
Cellular component (GO): membrane
Molecular function (GO): inward rectifier potassium channel activity
Source: RefSeq, a predicted model, not a curated record